This is a messenger RNA of Aspergillus ibericus CBS 121593, 1005 nucleotides long. RefSeq lists its product as uncharacterized. Gene Ontology annotation, cellular component: nucleus. Gene Ontology annotation, biological process: DNA alkylation repair; regulation of DNA-templated transcription. Bases 1 to 1005 code for a protein of 334 amino acids. Lineage: Eukaryota; Fungi; Ascomycota; Eurotiomycetes; Eurotiales; Aspergillaceae. The transcript has a single exon. The record is from RefSeq and is a predicted model, not a curated record.
AUGUCCGCCCCCAAGAAAGAAAAGCGCCCUCCCCUCACCCACUUCCUCUGCCUCCCCCUCAUCAACACCACCUCCCUCCCCCAACUCGAAUCCUCCCUCGCCGCAUUCAAAGCCUCCAUCCCAUCACUCCCACCUCCAGACCCCUCCCACCACCACCCCCUCAAACCCCUCCCUCCCCCCCAACCCUUGAUCCCCCCCUCCGCCCACCGCCCCGUGGGUACCCUCCACCUCACCCUAGGUGUCAUGAGCCUGCCCACUCCCGAGCGCUUAACAGAAGCCCUCGACUUCCUACAAACCCUAGAUUUGAUAUCUAUGCUACGAGAUUCAAGCCCCUCCACAAUCUCAACCACGACCCCGAACGAGACCCCAGACCCAACCCCAGAGCCAUUGCUCAUUUCGCUGAAAUCGCUACACGCCCUUCCGCGCGGUAAAGCCGCUACCGUCCUGCACGCUAGUCCCGUCGAUCCUACUUCACGAUUAUAUCCCUUCUGCGUGAAACUUCGAGAUGCGUUCCUCGAAGCGGGGUUCUUGGUGCCCGAGGCAAAGAAGAGGAAGUUGUUGUUGCAUGCGACGGUUGUGAAUACGAUUUAUGUCAAGGGGAGGCCGGGACGGGGUGGUGGUGGUGGCCAUGGGCGGGGACGAGGGGGAAAGGUACCAGCUGGAGGGGGCGGGGGGAAGAGGAAAGAGCAGUAUUCAUUUGAUGCGAGGGGGUUACUUGCGCAGUAUAGGGGGUAUUCUUCUGGGGUGGAGGGGGAGAUUGGGGGGAGUGAUACUGUUGGGGAGGGGGAGACGGGGAGUGAGGAUGGGGAGGGGAGUCAAUUGGGUGAAGGGGAGAAUGAAGAGAAGGCAUUCGUCUGGGCGAGGGAUUUCCCUAUCGAGGCGGUGACUAUUUGUGAGAUGGGGGCGAAGAAAUUGGAGCCGGAUUUGGGAGGAGAAGAUGGGGGAAUGAAUGCACGGUUGGGGGAGAAGUAUCGUGUUGUGGGGGAGAAGAGCUUGCUCUUCUAG